GGAAUGAAAAUGAAAGUGAUGAUAAUAACAAAAAUGAAAUUGAAAAUGAUACAGAAAGUGAUACUUCAGAUUCUAUUGAGUCUGAAGAUGAGGAAAGUAAUUCAGAAUUGAAAUCUGAAAGUGAUAGUGAUAAUGAUAAGGAUAUUUUGGAUGAGAUCCCU
Messenger RNA from Diversispora eburnea, 161 nucleotides. The record is from the annotation of a GenBank genome assembly. NCBI's taxonomy places the organism in Eukaryota, Fungi, Glomeromycota, Glomeromycetes, Diversisporales, Diversisporaceae.